This is a messenger RNA of Megalobrama amblycephala (Wuchang bream), 1153 nucleotides long. Its product is annotated as formin-like protein 5. Gene Ontology annotation, molecular function: peptidase inhibitor activity. The transcript is spliced from 3 exons. The record is from RefSeq and is a predicted model, not a curated record. The coding region runs from base 426 to 1118 and encodes 230 amino acids. Lineage: Eukaryota; Metazoa; Chordata; Actinopteri; Cypriniformes; Xenocyprididae. Gene Ontology annotation, cellular component: extracellular region.
UUUUUUUCUUUCUUGAAAUCCUUUAUUUGGUUGCUUUCUUACAUGUCAUUGAGACAUGGAUAACAUCUAGAAAAAAUACUUACAAAAGGAAAAUUACAACUAUAGUUGCCGGUGGGCUGAAAUGGGUUAAUUAGCCUGCCAUAAUUAUUACGAGAUCUGGCGUGAACGCGUCGCUCCGCUCCCCCAACCCAAAUCAAACACACCUGAACAAGCUAAUCAAGGUCCUCAAGAUUAGGAUAGAAAGUUAGAUGCAGGUGAGUUUCAUCAGGGCUGGAGUUGCCCAGACCUCCUUGGAUCUUUAAAAACGCGUUUCUCUGCGAUUUUUGUUUCGCGGAGAUUCAGCAGCAGUGCCUCGUUAUUCCUUCUGACUCACUAAUUCAGUGGGUUUUCUAGCAGAGUUCAUUGUGAGCUCGCAGGUCGAGAGGAUGACAGCUCGAGUGUUCUGCUCGUUGAGUGCUGUUUUGUUGUGUCUGUCUGCAUGUUUGAGCACAACAGACGCUGGAGUCGUAGCAGCAAAGCCAGGAGAGUGUCCAAGCAAGACAUCUGGAGUGAAAAAUUGUGGAGAGUUGUGUGCCUGUGACUUCGACUGUCCGAACAAUGAGAAAUGCUGCAGCAGUGGAUGUGGACAUCAGUGUAUGCCUCCAUAUACAGUGAAGCCUGCCGCCGAGCCGCCCAAGCCUCCUGUGAAGCCUGCCGCCGAGCCGCCCAAGCCUCCUGUGAAGCCUGCCGCCGAGCCGCCCAAGCCUCCUGUGAAGCCUGCCGCCGAGCCGCCCAAGCCUCCAGUGAAGCCUGCUGCUGAGCCGCCCAAGCCUCCAGUGAAGCCUGCUGCCGAGCCGCCCAAGCCUCCUGUGAAGCCUGCCGCCGAGCCGCCCAAGCCUCCUGUGAAGCCUGCCGCUGAGCCGCCCAAGCCUCCAGUGUGUGGCGGAAGCUGUCCUCAAACUCCCCCUCGAGGUGGUGGUGGUGGUGAUGACGAUGACGACGACGACAAACGCGGACAAGGUCUUGGACUAGGUCGCGGACAUGGACUAGGCCUUGGACUAGGUCGUGGACAUGGUGGAAAAGGACAAGGCCACAGAGGUGACUGUGGAGGACAAUGUGAUGGCCAAUGUCAGCCGUAGUGUUUAUCACCAAAUAAAUUGUUUAGUGAAAUGUC